Sciurus carolinensis (gray squirrel) is the source of this 2892-nucleotide messenger RNA. It is a transcript of the gene Fam186b, whose product is annotated as family with sequence similarity 186 member B. The transcript is spliced from 8 exons. Lineage: Eukaryota; Metazoa; Chordata; Mammalia; Rodentia; Sciuridae. The coding region runs from base 1 to 2892 and encodes 963 amino acids. The record is from RefSeq and is a predicted model, not a curated record.
AUGGAGAAGGACAAUCCCCCACAGUUGGUGACUCCCGCAUCAGUAAAGGCCAUUAUCUCAAGGAUUGAGGCUGCCCAGUUAACUCGGGCUCAGGAGGAUAUUUCUACUCAACUCUCAGACAUCUUGGACAAUGUCAAUUUUGUUAUCAACCGCUUCCAGGAAGAAUUAGGAUAUGACUUAAAAGAAAAGAUGAAAUCUCAUGAGACAGAGCAAAAAGGCAAGAAGAGAUUCAUAUUGCUGGAGAAAAUUGCCUCCUUCUCCAAAGACGCUAAGAUGAAGGAGAAGCACCUGUAUGAAAUCCUCCACUGGCUGGGUGACUGGGGUGACAGUCUGACUUAUGAGCUCAGGAACAGGAAGAGUGAGGAAGAACAGGAAUCCCUGGAUGAAUGGAUUGAGGUGAUGGAGAAAGUGUUACCUCUCUCUCUCACUGCUACCAAAGGAGGCAUUCAGUCUCUCAUUUCCCUUUGCUCCACUCUCAUUGAAGAACAAAAGAAAAGGGCACAAAUAUCCAAAUGCACCUUCUGGCAGGGCUGGCAGGAAAAAAGCCAACAAAAAUCUUCAAUCCACCCUCAGCCACUGAGCCCAGAGCAGAUGCUCCAAGACAAGCACACCACCUGCACGAAGGUCUCUGAGGUGAAGUCCAUGCUGCAGGAGCUCCUGGACUCCACCAUGUUCAACAAGGGGGAGGUCAAGGCCAUCAGAUACAUGUCCACUGUGGUGGAGAACCUCAAUAAGGCCUUGAUUCUCCAGCAGAAGGAGAACAGGAGCCUGGAGUCCAAAUACAGGUACUUGCAAAUAGAGAUGACCAAAGAGCUCAGCAGCCAGAGAUUGCACUUCCAAAAGUCUAUUCAAGUCCUUGAGAGCAAGAGAGAUGCCCUACUAAAGCAGGUAGAGGUUCUAGGGGCAAAGUACCAUGACCUCCUCCUGAUAAAGCAUGCCCUAGAGUUCCAGCUGAAGAAGGUUCAGACCUCUAGAGGUUCAACUGGAGACCCAGCUGAGGUUUAUAUUUACUCCCCAGGCACCCAUGAAAAAGAAACUCUUCCAAAAAAAGAAAUAGUCAUAGAGGAAACCCAGCAGGAGCCCAAGGAGGAGGAGCUAUUGUUUUCAACAGUUUCCCCAAGUUCCAUGGUCAUAGCCUGGGACAGAGGGGCUAUGCCUUCAGCGUGCCAGCUACGCUCCACCACAGACACACAUUUGAGGAUUGCAGAUGUAUUUAGCAAAGACACUGAGAGUCUUGAACCUGAGUUGCCACCCUCGGUGGAUUACAAGUUUCCUACAAAAUGGGAAAGACUAGUGGCAGAAGACCCAGGUCAUGAAGACAAAGAUCAGGAGGACCACUUCCAGGAGAAGGAAGGAGUCCAAACUAAAUUCCAGCUUAGGAAGCAUCACCUGUUCCCAGGGAGCUCCAGGAAGGUGCCCUUAGAGAGCCAAGUGGAGCACUGGGAAGAGGAAAUGAGCUGGGAGAGGCAGAGGCAGCAGUGGCUGCAGGAGGAGGAGAUGUGGCAGCAGCGGCAGAGGCAGUGGGUCCUGCUGGAGCAAGAGCACCAGGAGAAGCUGCGGCAGUGGGAGAUGGAGGCAGCUGCCAGGCAGGGGCAGCAGAGACUUGCCCCACAGGAAGAGAAUAAAAAGAGCCUAAGGAGGGAGGAGCCAAGAGAGGAUGCAGAGAAACCAAUCUUCACAGCCAUCAGUUGGUGGAAGAACUUGGAGAAGGCAGAGGCAUUGCCAGUGCCUCCCCCAAGCCGGGUCCAAUCCGCUUGCCCAGGCAGGAAGCCACGCUUUACUAGGUCCCCUCAUGCUCAGCAUCCCAAAUCCUUAAACCAGAGGACUGUGAGUUCAGUAGAGUUUACCCAGCUAUCACAAGCCCCCAAGGUUUCCACCAAGCCCAAAAAAUCUACCUCCCUUCCCAUCACCGGGACAUUCAUCCGAAGGGUGACCCGGCCAUCUUUGCAGAGAUCCCCAGUCAUCCUUAAAGACAAGAUAUAUCACAUGAAAAUGGAAGCCCAGAAGAAGAAUCUGCAGCUCCUGGAUGGAGAUUCAAUGCUGCCAUGCUACCUGCGCAGCAAGGCCUUGGAGCUCACCACCACUACCAUGGAGUUGAGCACACGCAGGCUGCAGUGUCUGUGCCAUAAGUACAUCCUCUACAGACGCUUCCAAAACCUCCGACAGGAAGUGAUCAACCACAUAGAAGACCUGCGAGAGACAAGGGCCACCUAUAAGACCCAGAGCCUCUAUGUCUUCCUUGAAAACAUCAACCGCCAGCAGAGACUAAGGCUGCAGGCCUGGACAGACAAGCAGAAGGACCUGGAGGUGAAGCGCAGAGAGUGCCUGAGCAGCAUGGUGACCAUGUUCCCCAAGCUUCGGAUGGAGUGGAAUAUUCACCUGAACAUCCCUGUGGUCACCUCCCCAAAGUCAAGGAAAUGCAAGUCACCCUCAGUUUUACCCUGGGGUAUCCACUCCAACAGCCCUGCUUGUCAGCAGCCCCUUCCAUCUAAGUACCAGGAAUGUGUGCCCUUGCAGAUGGCCAGCCAACAGGGGAACCAGAUAGAGGCCAUCUGGAAGACUAAUGUGGCCUCCUCCAGUCACCCAAUAGAAAAAAAGACCCCUGUCAGUCUGUCCUGGGACCAGCUAGGCGGAUACCCAGAUAUCCCCCGGCUGUUGGCGCUGGAUAUGCCUUCCUCCCACCACAGAAGCGUGAUGUCCUCCAAGACCUGUUGCUCCUCCACCUGUAACUGUAUUAACUCUUUCAGUGCCUCAGCAACUCAAAAAAAGGAAUGCCAGAAAUCUACACGUGAACCAGCUGAGCUUGUCUGCAAAAAACUGAAUGUUUCACUCCCUGAAACCCUACGAAUCCAGAAGAAUCGAGGCAGCUCCAGUUCUCACUCCAUCCCUUAG